Adineta steineri is the source of this 3894-nucleotide messenger RNA. The record is from the annotation of a GenBank genome assembly. NCBI's taxonomy places the organism in Eukaryota, Metazoa, Rotifera, Eurotatoria, Adinetida, Adinetidae.
GGAAAAGUAGAGCGAAAACUUCUUCCGCCACCUCACUUCUCAUCUACACAUCUCACAAACAAUGUGGAACUAUUACUACCAACAAAUGAUAUUGAAGUUAGUAUUCAUCAUAUUUGGUGUGAGAUAUUUAAACAAAGUCAGAUCUCAACUGAUACAAAUAUCUUUACUAUUGGUGGUCAUUCAUUACUCAUCGUGCAACUAUUUCAUCGAUACAAGACCGAGUUUCAUUUAGAAACAAAUACUCUUUCUAUUACUGAUCUAUUUCAACAUCCAACAAUUUUCGAUCAUGCUCAACUCAUUCAGCAAUCUAUCAAUACCAUUCACACUCUGGAUGAUUAUCCUUGGUCUUCAUUAAAUCUUAGUCAAGCUAGAGCAUCAUUUGCACAAGAGCGAAUCUACUUAGAUGAACAGAUUCGAUUUUCAUCCAACACAACAACCAUAAAUAAUAUGUAUGUUAUUCCAUUACUUUAUCGAAUAUCAUCUAUAAAUGAUCGUAUAUCAAUUACACGAUUACAUCAUGCAUUUCAAAGUGUUAUCACAAAACAUGAUAUUCUUCGAACGGCACUCUAUCUUGAUGCAAAUGAUCGUAUCUUACAACAUUGUUUAGAUGCAAAUGUCAUUCUCGAUAGUGAUGUGAAAUCACAUGGAUUCACAAUUAUUAAUCUUCAUACUGGUGAUCAUCGUCACAUGAAUGAAAUGGUCAAAGAAAUAUUAAAUCAAUCUACUUUAUUUGAUUUAUCAAAAGGACGUGUUAUUAAUUGUCAUAUUCUUCGUCAUUGUGGUUAUUCUCAAGAUAGUAUCCCAUAUGAGAAUGAUGACGAUCUAUUGACUAAAGAUGACCUUAUAUUAUUUACCAUUCAUCAUGCUUGUUUUGAUGGAGCAUCAACAUCAAUCUUCGUUCGUGAUCUUUCUCUUGCUUACCAAUCUGAUGACUCUUUAUUUAUGAAUGAAAAUACAUUGAAUUAUAUAGAUUAUUCUGUUCACGAACAUAUCAUGGAUAUGUCAUUAUCGCGUGCAUUCUGGCAUUCUCAACUUGAAAGAUAUAACAUCGAAUGUUCAUUAUCGUUACCAGUUGAUCGACAACGUUCAUCAACUAAUCAACAACGAUCAGGUGUAGCAUCCAUAGCUCAAAUCACUCUCGAUAAUGAAUUAUGCACAUCAUUUCUAAACUAUGCAUCAUCACAUCAUCUCACACUUUUUCAACUUGGAUUAUCCGUGUUUUAUGUUUUCUUAUUUAAAUUAACUCAUGGUCAAAUUGAUCUAUGUAUUAGUUCUAUUAAUGCUAAUCGAUAUCGAAAUGAAUUACAGAAUCUAAUUGGAAUGUUUGUUUCAACAUUGCCAUAUCGCUUAGAAAUUGAUCCUAGUUGGUCAUUUGAUGAAGUAGUUAAACAUGUACAAGAAAAAUGUUUAUCAAUUCUUGAACAUUCUCAUUAUCCACUUCAACAUAUUCUUGCUGAUUUCCAUGUCACUCAGUCGAAUGUAUCAUUUCUUGAGACAAUGUUUGAUUUUGUUACUGCGUCAAAGGAUAUGGGGCAUUUACGUUUAAAUGAUUCAAAUUUAGAACAAGUAUCAGUAGAACAAUCAGUUGAAGUGUCUAAAUUUGACUUCUCAUUAAGAUUUGAAUACAAUUCAGUAUCAGAUAACAAGAAAUUAUCAUGUAGUUUUCUUUGUUCAUAUGAUUUGUUUGAAAAAUCAACUAUUUCAAAAAUAGCUCAAAGAUUUCAAUAUAUGUUUGAGCAACUGUUUCGAACCGAAUCAAGCAACAUUCCUGUAAUGAAUGUGCGUCCAUUGAUUAACAAACUGUCUCUUAUUUUUAUUGAAGAAGCUGAAGAAAUGGAAUUAGCCGUAUUUCAUCGAUUAGACAGUAUUGUGAAUGAAGCACCAGCAUCAUUUGCACAAGCUCGUAUAUGGCUUGACGAAAGAAUUCGAUUCGAUCCAGACAAGCCUCAAAUAGCAAUCUAUAAUAUGCCUUUUCUUUAUCGGUUGCAACCAAAUCAUACUUUAUCUAUUAAACAACUUCGUCAUGCUCUUCAUCUCAUUGUUACCAAACAUCCCUCACUUCAUACAGCACUUCAUUUUGAUAUCCAAAAGAAUCUACUUAUGCAACAAGUUAUUACUGAUGAAGGUAAAACUGGUAAUAAUAUGUUUUCAAUCUUCGAAACCACUUACGAAACACAAGAACAACUCAAUGAUAUCAUACAUAAAGAAAAACAUAAUCCUCAUCUUUUUGACCUUGCUCAAGGUCCUGUCUUUCGAUGUCAUACUAUUUAUUACAAACAAAUAUCUUCAAACCAUCUUUUUUGUGACAAAGAUCUACUUAUUUUCAACUUUCAUCAUGCUUUGUUUGAUUUUCCAUCAAUGAAAGUGUUUCUUCAUGAUCUUAAUCAAGCAUAUACAACAGGUCAAUUAUCAUAUGAUAACAGCACUAAUCUACGCUAUCUUGAUUAUGCUGUCAUUGAACAACAAAUGUCAAUGACUGGUGCAAAUAUGUUUUGGCUUGAUGCUCUUCAUAAUUGUAAACUUGAUCAACCAUUAUCGUUACCAUUUGAUCGAUAUCGUCUCUCGAAUGAACAUCGAACUGGUCGUGGAACUUCUAUUUCGUUUGCUUUUGGUCAAGAUCUCUCACAUGCCGUUCUUGCACAUACAUCAUCAAAUAACAUAUCGUUGGAACAUCUUGCACUUGCUACUUAUUAUAUGUUUUUAUUUAAAUUAACGAACGGAGAAAAAGAUUUAUGCAUUGGAAUAAAUACAGAUGGUCGAUAUAGGAACGAACUUGAAUCUAUUAUUGGAAUGUUUGUGAAUGCUAUACCUCUGCGAUGCCAACUUGAUCCUCAUUUAUCAUUUUGUAAACUUACUGAACACGUUCGAGAUAUUAUGAUAAAUUGCAUUAAAUAUUCUUAUUUUCCACUUCAAUAUAUUCUCAAUCAACAUCCUAAUAUGUCAAGUCCUGUGUUUCUUGAUACAUCAUUUGAAUUUAUAUCAUCUAUGACAAAAGAUGAGAAAAAUGAAAUAAUGAUUGAUGAUAGUCAGUUUUCUUUAAUACCUUGUUCAAUUAAGAUUAGUGAAGAUGAAAUAAAGAGUAAAUUUGAUUUCAUUUUUAGUUUUCAGCACGAUCUGAAUCUAAAUGAAUUCUCAUGUACAAUCAAUGCAUCUCUUGAUUUAUUUAGUGCGGAAACAGUUUGUAUAAUUGGACAAAGAUUACAGACAAUGUUACAUCAACAAUUCACAUCUUUUGAUAGUAAGACAAACAAACCUAUCUAUGAAUUAUCAUUAAUAUUAUCAAAUGAACAAUAUCUAACGCAAUCAUUGAAUAAUACACAAAUAUCAUUUUCAUCACCUCUCACUUGUAUUCAUCAUGAAUUUGCAUAUCAAGUAAUGAAACAUCCACAGAAACUAGCUGUUGAAUUGGAUGAACAAUCUCUAACAUAUGCUGAACUUCUAUUUUAUGUUCAAGUAUUAUCUUUGCAUUUGAUUAAGAAACAUCAUGUUGUUCCAGGUGAAAUUAUUUGUCAAUGUAUUGAGCGAAGUUUGUCAAUGGUCAUUGGUAUUUUGUCAAUAGCUACGGUUGGUAGUGCGUAUUGUCCAUUAUCAGUACGAGAUCCUCUACAACGUCGACAAGCUCUUGUCAAUCAGACUCAGAGCCGUUUAGUUUUGGUUCAUGCAAGUACACCAGCUAUUUUCAGCUUCGACAAUCUAACUCUAAAUAUUGACUGCGUUAUUCAUCUCGCAAAAAGAUUUAGUGAAAUUAAUCUCAAUGAACUUUCCAAUGUUUCUGUAACACCAGAAAAUGUUGUCUUUGUAGUUUUUACAAGUGGUUCAACUGGUAUUCCAAAAGCGGUUUAUAUAAUAACUGUUUUUCGUUAUGUAUUGUCUAGCGCUUUUUUCUUAAAAUAG